UCCUGAUCCCUUCUCCACGUUUGUUGGCUCUCUGCACUGCCAUGGCUGUUUCAUGCUCUUACAGGACGGGAGCUGCAUGCUGGGCAAGCACACCUGCACAACCGCUCCGGGGGAAUCCUGCUUUACCCGCAAAAUCACCGUAGCAGGUGUUAUCAACCGUGUGGAGCGGGGCUGCACGUCAGUCUGCGAGAACACGGAUGUCCAGGAAGACUUCUACCAGGACAGCACCCAGUGCUGCAAAGACCAGGAUUUCUGCAACGUCCACAACCCCUUCCCCAAAUUCACCGAUUAUGCCUAGGGGGAGGAAAUGAGCUCUACCCUCUGGCC
Molecule: messenger RNA, 327 nt
Organism: Pelodiscus sinensis (Chinese soft-shelled turtle)
Lineage: Eukaryota; Metazoa; Chordata; Testudines; Trionychidae
Source: RefSeq, a predicted model, not a curated record